UAGACUGCGCCGCACCGGGCAGGCUCCCCGCUCGCAGCGGCCGCCGAGCGGCGCGAGGAUGGCCCUGCCCGCCGCCCCGCCGUUCUGGGGCAGCCGCAGCCGCGCCCUCGAGCGGCAGAUCGUGCGCCAGCGGGAGCAGGAGGCCCGCCUGCGCCGGCAGUGGGAGCUGCACAGCCUCUCCUUCCGGCAGGCCGGGCUCCGCAGCCGCAAGCAGGCCGAGUGGAGCUCGCGCCGCUCCUUCCAGCAGAGCAUGGAGGCGCACGGCCGGGAGCGGCUGAAGGCGGAGAAGGCGGCCGGCCUGGAGCGGAGGCGCCGGCAGCUGCGGGAGCUGCUCUUCCGCGAGCGCGAGGGGCUGGCGGCCGAGCUGAGGGCGCUGCGGCCCGGCGGGGGGGCCGGCCUGGAGGAGCAGCGGCGGCGCGGCGAGGAGCUGCGCUCGGCCCGGGAGGAGCGGCGGAAGCAGGUCGCGGAGGAGCGUCUCUACGAGUGCUGGAAGAACAGCAGCGCGAAGCUCCGAGAGGUGAGCUCCGAGCUGCACAAGAAGCACCUGGUGGAGGCCUGGGGGGACCAGCUGGCGCACAAGCAACAGCUUGAAGCGGCGGACCGGGAAGAGAAACUCCGCUCCGAGAACCGGUACGAGAGGGCCCGCCAAGAAGCACUGGAGAGGCUGAAGCAGGAGGAAAAGCGGAGGAAGCAGGAGGAGGAGAAGCAGGCAGAGUUCCUGCUGCAGCAGAUGGAAGCACUGCAGCUGCGGGAGGUGGAGGCCACCAAGCUGAAGGAGGAGGAGGAGAACCUGCUGAAGCAGCGCUGGGAGCUGCAGGCGCUGAAAGCGGAGCGGAAGCUCGAGGAUGAGCGCCGGAGGAAGGUGGAGCUUGGGUGCUUCCUGAAGCAUCAGUACCAUGCCCAGCUGAGGAGGCGGGCUCAGCAGGUCCAGGAAGAGCUGGAGAAGGACAGGCGGAUCCUCCUGGCCCUGUCUGAGAAGGACAACGAGGACCAGCGCCUGCAGUCUGUGCGGCAGGAGGAAGCCAUGGCCACAGCGGCCUGGAUGAGGGCGGUCGUUGAGCAGCAGCUGCAGCUGGAGCGGGAGCGGGAGGCUGAGCUGGAGACCGUCUUCAGGGAGGAGGCCAAGCAGGUGUGGGAGAGGCGAGAGGAGGAGUGGGAGAGCGAGCGGAAGGCCCGGGACAGGCUCAUGGCAGAGGUCCUGGCCGAGAGGGCCCAGCAGAUCCAGGAGAAGGUGGAGCAGAACAGGCAGGCCCAGCAGGAGUCCGUGAUGCUCCGGGAACAGCUGAUCCAGGAACUCGAGGAGGCCAAGCGGCUGACACAGCAAGAGCAGGAGGAGGUGGCUGAGCAGAAGACUGCCCGCAAGCAGGAGCUGCAGGCCCAGCUCACGGAGCGGCAGCUGCGGGAGGAGGAAGAACGGCAGCACCAGCGGGAUGUGGCGGCAGAGGCCCAGCUGCAGGCGCAGCACAACGAGCGGCUGGAGGCGCUGGAGGCCAGGCGCAUGGCAGAGGCGGGUUAUCACAGCCAGAGCCAAGGCCGCCCCAAAAGCGCCUGGACCUAAGGCGGCGAGAGAGGGACAGCCUGUGCUCCCGGCCUGGGUGGCUGAAACCCACCUGCCCGCUGCUUCUUGCCAGAGCGAAACCACCCGGGCACUGACAGCCUACUUGGAGCUGGCAGGAUGGUGCGGGUCCUUUGCUGUGAGAGGGUCACAGGAACGGUGGCUCCCCGGGAGAGGCUCAGAGGGUGGUGGACUGGCUCACCCCAGAAGCAGGAGGAGCAUUCCCAGGUCACUCAGUCCUCCUUCCUGCCUUCUCCAGAGCAGCAGCCAUUACCUGGUCGCUGUCGCCUCUGCGAAGGAAGGAAGGGUGGCGAUGAAGAUCAGUGGGAUGCUUAAGGGAUCAAUAAAGUGCUGUUUUCCUUUUUUAACUGAUUUCCCUCUGGCCUAGUGCUAACCAGAAAUGAUGGCAAGAGAUGGGCAGACAGACACAGGGGAAGGCAGUCAGAGGACCGUUCUACCUAUUUUUAACACCGAAAUAGUACAACACAUUCAAAAUA
This is a messenger RNA of Candoia aspera, 2052 nucleotides long. RefSeq names its product trichoplein keratin filament binding (gene TCHP). Gene Ontology annotation, cellular component: keratin filament. The record is from RefSeq and is a predicted model, not a curated record. The coding region runs from base 59 to 1558 and encodes 499 amino acids. The transcript has 12 exons. Gene Ontology annotation, biological process: apoptotic process. Lineage: Eukaryota; Metazoa; Chordata; Lepidosauria; Squamata; Candoiidae.